Molecule: messenger RNA, 4302 nt
Organism: Micropterus salmoides (largemouth bass)
Lineage: Eukaryota; Metazoa; Chordata; Actinopteri; Centrarchiformes; Centrarchidae
Gene: mau2
Product: MAU2 sister chromatid cohesion factor
Exons: 19
Coding region: 563-2359 (598 amino acids)
Biological process (GO): mitotic sister chromatid cohesion; maintenance of mitotic sister chromatid cohesion
Cellular component (GO): SMC loading complex; chromatin
Molecular function (GO): double-stranded DNA binding; protein binding
Source: RefSeq, a predicted model, not a curated record
UUCACCUGAAGACGACUUUUUUUAAUCACCGGGUCACGACUUGAAAAAAAACAAAUGGAGUAGCUAGUAGCUAGUAGAAGUUGCACGCGCUACGUGAUUAGCCGCCAUUUGGGACGGAACGAACAGUUUUAAGUUAACGUUUUAUGUUGACGACUUUCCCUUCAAAAUAAAGGAGGCAUUUUAGUAGUUAUGUAUACAUUUUCCGUGGUAAACUCCUAUGUCAUGUGGCUAUAUAUCGUGAAAUGACUUUUCGAAGUGGGAAGCUGUAAAUAAUGUAUUUUUCUUACUAUCCACUGGCCACUACAGUAACCUGCAUUACAAGAAACGUGUGUUGUGUUUGUCUUUCUGCUACUCAUGUUUUUUUUAUUUUGAAAAAAACGAUCGGACGUUGUUAUUCCUCUGCUAGCUUGGCGGCAGUAAAUUAUAUGUUUUAUACAGUCUAUGGGUAAGUUAGUACUAAUGGAAAUAAUUGAGGUAGAAACACACUAGCUGCAACCCAGGGACGUCGGUCCCCCGAUAAAUUUGUGUAUUUUUUUGUUGUGUUGUCCGCGGACAACCCAAGAUGGCAGCGAGCACAGAGGCCCCGGAGCCCUGGUACCUAGCCCUGCUGGGCUUUGCAGAACAUUUCCGCACGUCAAGUCCGCCGAAGAUCCGUCUGUGCGUCCACUGUCUGCAGGCAAUGUUUCAGUUCAAGCCGUCUGCGAGGGUCGAGGCCCGGACUCACCUGCAGCUGGGCUCGGUGCUGUACCGACACACAAAGAACAGCGAGCUGGCCCAGACUCACCUGGAGAAAGCGUGGUUCAUAUCACAACAAAUCUCUCAAUUUGAAGAUGUGAAGUUUGAAGCAGCAAGUAUCCUAUCAGAGUUCUACUGUCAACAGAACUUGGUGGACUCUGCAAAGCCAGUGCUGCGGAAGGCCAUCCAGAUUUCUCAGCAAACUCCCUACUGGCACUGCAGACUGCUUUUUCAACUGGCGCAACUACAUGCGCUAGAGAAGGACUUAGUAUCGGCCUGCGAUCUCUUAGGAGUCGGGGCAGAGUAUGCAAGAGUAAUGGGCUCAGAGUACACAAGAGCUCUGUUUUUACUAAGUAAAGGAAUGCUGCUGCUGAUGGAGCGGAAGCUGAGCGAGGUGCACCCUCUGCUGACACUGUGUGGGACCAUUAUUGAAAACUGGCAGGGAAACCCCAUUCAGAAGGAGUCCCUCCGAGUUUUUUUCCUAGUGCUGCAGGUGACACACUACCUGGAUGCUGGACAGGUAAAGAGUGUGAAGCCGUGUCUAAAGCAGCUUCAGCAGUGUAUCCAGACCAUCUCAACGCUCCACGACGAUGAGAUCCUUCCCACUAAUCCAGCAGCUCUCUUCCACUGGCUGCCCAAAGAGCACAUGUGUGUGCUCGUCUACCUGGUGACAGUGAUGCACUCCAUGCAGGCAGGCUACUUGGAGAAGGCACAGAAGUACACAGACAAAGCCCUCAUGCAGCUGGAGAAGCUGAAGAUGCUGGACAACAGUCCCAUCCUGUCCACGUUCCAAGUCAUCCUGCUGGAGCAUAUUAUCAUGUGCCGACUGGUCACUGGACACAAGGCCACAGCUUUACAAGAGAUUUCUCAGGUUUGUCAGCUUUGCCAGCAGACUCCCAGGCUGUUUACAAAUCAUGCUGCCCAGCUUCACACACUACUGGGCCUCUACUGUAUAUCAGUAAACUGCAUGGAUAAUGCUGAGGCUCAGUUCACUGCUGCUCUUCAGAUGACAACACACCAGGAGCUGUGGACAUUUAUUGUGACCAACCUGGCCAGCGUCUACAUCCGGGAAGGCAACAGACAUCAAGAGCUGUACAGCCUUCUUGAGAGGAUUAAUCCUGAUCACAACUUUCCCGUCAGCUGUCAUUGUCUACAAGCCGCAGCGUUUUACAUCAGAGGGCUUCUGUCUUUCUUCCAGGGACGCUACAAUGAGGCCAAAAGAUUUCUAAGGGAGACCCUGAAGAUGUCUAACGCUGAGGAUCUGAAUAGGCUGACUGCCUGCUCGCUAGUCCUACUGGGUCAUAUCUUCUUUGUCCUGGGCAACCAUAGGGAAAGUAACAAUAUGGUGGUUCCUGCCAUGCAGCUGGCCAGCAAGAUCCCCGAUAUGUCUGUGCAGCUCUGGUCCUCUGCUCUUCUCAAAGAUCUGAACAAGGCUUGUGGAAACUCCAUGGACGCCCACGAGGCAGCUCAGAUGCACCAAAACUUUUCCCAGCAGCUCCUGCAGGACCACAUCGCGGCCUGCAGCCUCCCUGAACACAAUCUCAUCAGUUGGACAGACGGCCUCCCCCCUGUGCAGUUUCAGCCUCAGAAUGGACCUACUACCAGCCUGGCCAGCCUGCUCUGAGAAAAAAAACCCACCCUGGCAGAGAAAAGGAGACGUGGAAGAGUAAUUGUAGGGGAAAUUACUUGAAAAGAUAAACAGAAGGAGCUGGUAAAAGGGUAAGAAUUAGAGGAGGCAGGAUAAUGAAAUUAGAAACUGCCCGUUGUCAUUUGGCAGGCUUCCAUUAGGUGCAUUCCCUCACUUGUUUGGGGCACAGGAUCACCAUAACUGGAUUUGAAUUUUUUUGGAAAGUAAAGGGUGUCAGGGAACAUUUGAUAUUAUACUGACACACUCUGGAGUGGUUGUAAUUGCGUGUUUUCUCCGCUCAAAAACAAAUUCAAGUUUUAAAACAUUUUGGGAAAUAUUGUUAUUUGCUUUCUUGUCACAAGUUAAAUGAGAAGAUUGAAAUCUCUGAACGCUAAAUAUGAAGUUAGCUUAGCUUAGCACAAACAGUGGGAAACAGCUAGUGUUAGUCUAAGUGAGCACUGGUAGGUGGAUUUUGUUACUUUUGGACAGAGCUAGGCCCGCUCUGUCCCUAUUUCCAUUCUUUGUGCGAAGCUAGGCAGUAGCUUUAUAUUUACAGGACAUGAGAGUGACAUCCACCUUCUCUUGUAUCUCUCUGCAAGAAAGCAAUUACACAUAUUUCCCAAAAUGUGUAAAGCCAAAAGUUAUGUUUACGUUAAGUGUUACUCAACAAAAAUUGUAUUUGUAUCCUUGAGCUCUAACAAAUGUGUAAAAUGCAUUCCUCCAAAAACAUUAGCAAAGCUGAUUUUGAACUAGCUUGCUGUCUUCUUCUUCUUCCCUGCCUUUGUUGGCAACUUGCUAUAUAUAUCGUGGAGUUACCGUCACCUGUUAAUCAGUGGAAAAGUAUGACAUCAUUGGUCAGAGUGGUUUAAAACCCCACAGGGAACCUUUAAAUUCAACUGCUUUGUUCAACUCAUUUAGCUCAUCUCCUAACUCUUUCUUGACCAUCAUGGAAGUAGUUUUAUUUUGGAGGAAAUAGAAAUGUUUAGAGAAAUCUUAGAUUUUCAGAUUAAAUUAGCAUUAAAUUUAAUCCAUCCAUUGGCCUAACCGACAGUCAAGAGGGCCUCAGUCUAUUGUGCAAGAACUCAAAAUCUGUUUUUUCGAAAGAAUUGUAUUUCCAGUUCUGAUACACAGUAUUAUUUAGGAUAAAUUUAGAUAUAUAGUAUACUAUAUGUAAUGAUUUUAAUGUAGUGUAGUGGUAUAAUUGAUAUGAACUAGUUGGUUUGGUGGACAGCUGCAUUUGUAGUUUAUUCACUGACGAGGAACAAAAAUGAGCAUUCAUGAGAUCGAAUUUUAAAUUUUUGCUAGACCCUAUAUCCACCUGACCAUUUUAUAUAUAGGGAAACCUUUUGUUUGCUUGACAUCUGAUAGUGUUUAUAAAUGUUUUGAAGGAAUGACAAAUUUACUUUAAACAUGUUUUCAGACUGUGAUGCAUCAAAUGAGUAUAUGGAUAUUUUUGGACACUGCACUUCAGUAGACGUAUUGCCUGACUGUACUUCCCUUUAAAUGUUUACUAUUUCACCCUCAUUGUGGUGUAUGUUUAUAUACUGUGCACAUUUACCUUGGAGUCAAGGCACCAGUAAUAAUAAUAUUUACUAUUACUUGUUUGCACAUAUGUUGUUUCAUGAUGAAACUUUUCCAUGUCAGCAUUUUGGGAUAAUUGUUUUUUUUUAAUCUUUGUUGUUUUUCUCAUUUCUUCCAGAUGAUGGCAGUAUAAAUCUGUAUUUUUAAUAAUUAUUAAUUAUUUAUUUAUUUCAUUUUGCUUUUCAUUAUAUCAGAUACAUUUGUUGUUUGCCAUUAUUGUUGAUUAUUUUUUCAAAUAACUUUUGAUUGAGUUGCUGUAAUGUAGGAAAGAUUUUUUGUUUUAUCUAGUAAAGACAUUUUUAUACAGAUUUAUGCACUGAUAGUGUUUGUUAUUUCAAAAUAAACUACUAGUUUGGCCA